Impatiens glandulifera is the source of this 1184-nucleotide messenger RNA. RefSeq names its product elongation of fatty acids protein 3-like. Gene Ontology annotation, cellular component: endoplasmic reticulum membrane. Gene Ontology annotation, molecular function: fatty acid elongase activity. The coding region runs from base 94 to 996 and encodes 300 amino acids. Gene Ontology annotation, biological process: sphingolipid biosynthetic process; fatty acid elongation, monounsaturated fatty acid; fatty acid elongation, polyunsaturated fatty acid. The transcript has a single exon. The record is from RefSeq and is a predicted model, not a curated record. NCBI's taxonomy places the organism in Eukaryota, Viridiplantae, Streptophyta, Magnoliopsida, Ericales, Balsaminaceae.
AAGCUCUCAGAUUCUUCAUUUUUACAAUCGUCAUCAUCGACGGAGCAUUUCCGGCGGCAAAAUGUCCGUCGUUUGACGGACUCGAUCAAAACUAUGGAGAUGCUCCAGGUUCUUUCCUAUUACCUAUCGGAGCAUCCCCAAAUCGUUAAUUUCCGUUGGAACAACGUUCAAUCAUGGGGUUCAACUUGGUCCUUCUUAUUUCUAUCGAUCGCUUUUUACAUCACCCUUUCUCUUUUCCUCCAUCUCUCCCUUUCUCUCCUCCUCCGGCGAGGUCGUCCUGUACCCUUAGGUCCAAUCCCCGCCCUUCACAGCCUAUCCAUGGCUUUAAUUUCCUUAACAAUCUUCGCCGGAAUUCUCUUAUCUUCCACCGCCGAGAUCCGUGACACCCGAUGGUUCUGGCGCCGGUCAAAGAUAACACCUUUUGAAUGGCUCUUCUGUUUCCCACUCGGAACCCGUUCAUCCGGACGAGUUUUCUUCUGGUCGUACGCUUUUUACCUCUCAAGAUUCCUCCAAACUCUCCGGUCGUAUUUCAUGAUUCUCCGGCGGAGAAAACUCUCCUUAUUUCAACUAUUGAACAACUCAAUCGUCAUUUCCAUGUCGUUUCUCUGGCUUGAAUACUCUCAAUCGUUUCAAGUGUUUGCCAUAUUGUUGACGACCUCUGUUUACGCUGUCGUUUAUGGGUAUAGGUUUUGGACGGCGAUUGGGCUUCCGGGCGCUUGUUUUCCGUUUGUAAUUAGCUGUAAGAUUGGGCUUUUGAGCUGUAAUGUUUUGUGUCAUGUCGGAGUUUUGUUGCUUCAUUUGUUUAAAGGUGGAUGUAAUGGAAUUGGAGCUUGGGUUUUCAAUUCGGUGCUUAAUGGUUUGAUUUUGAUGUUGUUCUUGAAUUUCGUUGUGAAGAUGCAUCUUAUGAGUAAGACAGACUGGCGAUCGACCGGUGGAGAGAGAAAGACUAACUCGGCGGCGGCGGUGGAUGCGGAGGAAUUAGUCCGGAUCCGGUGAGAUCGAUGAACUUACGGCGGCGGGUCUUACGAUGGAUUUUUUUCUAAUCUCAAAGGUAUAUAUAAUGUAAUGGCAUAGAAUAGAGUAAGGAGAAAUGUAUUAUAAGUUAUGUCUACAAAUUAGACUCUUAGAUAAAGCUUAGGGACUUUGUAUGAAAAUAAUGACUAGCCAUUGCAAAAUACAAACUA